AUGGCAGGGCACGGCGCCAGCCUGCUCCUGCUCCUGGGUCUCAUGCCAGCUCUCCUCCUGGCUGUCAGGAUCAACAGCAAGGGCCGGGAAGUGCUGUACCUGGCCAAGGGUGACUCGGUGAAGCUGGGCUGCCCCUAUGUCCUCGAGCCUGAAGACAACGGUCCCCAGGGUGUGGGCAUCGAGUGGAUCCAGAUCACGCCCGAGCGGCCCGGACCGGAGAAUGUGUUCCUGUCCUACCACGAUCACCACGUCAACUACGGCAGUGGCUCAGGGCUGCAGGACCGGGUAGCCUUCGUGCAGAACGACCCCAGCCAGUACGACGCCUCCAUCCGCCUGGCCGACCUGCAGGUCUCCGACACUGGCACCUACCAGUGCCGGGUGAAGAAAAAUACCGUGGCCGUGCACGAGGUCAUCGUCACUGUGCAAGAGAAGCCAGCCACCCCGCAGUGCUGGACCGAGGGGGAGGUGAUAGAGGGGAGCAGCAUCCUGCUGCGGUGCUACAGCCGGGGAGGCACCUCCCCGCUUGCCUACCAGUGGGCCAAGCUGGCUGAUGGCUACGGCGGGGGACGCCUGCCCUCCGGCACCAUCCAAGGACGUGCUCCUGGCGACCUAUUAAUCCGUAGCCUGUCGGAGGUGCACGCUGGCAUCUACCAGUGCCGCGUCACCAACCGCGUGGGCUACUCUGUGUGCCAGCUCAACCUCAGUCUUGUGCCAAGAGGAAGGCAGGCGGGCAUCAUCGUGGGCUCUAUCCUGGGGUCCCUCCUGCUCCUCAGCCUGCUUGGGCUCCUCAUCUGGGCGCUGAUCUGCCGCUACCGCCGGAAGGAGUGCCAGCGAGCCUGCAGCGACUGCAGGAGCAGCACAGGUGGCACCAUGACCCGCACCUGCAAUGUCUGUGCCCACCACAGCUACUCACCCCACGGCAUCAGCUACAUGCAGUGCCAGCACAGCGACGGCGACGAGCGGGCAGCUGCCCUCAUGUGCAACGAGGGCAUCCGGCACCAGUACGAGGACGCCUUCAGGCCCCACCGCCUGCAGAACUGGAGCGUGCCCCGGACCGGCCGGCAGCGCCCCUUGCUGCGGGAGGGCUCCACGCUGAUCAUCGCGGAUGACCGGGGGCACCUGCUCCCCACUGUGCCCCGCUCCCAGGCCUCCCCAUGGGGCACAUUUGUGGGGACCUGGGACAUGCCGCCAAGGAUUCCCCCAGCCAGGCUGGACCUGACCUCCCGGUCGGCCACUGCUGCCGUGCAGCUCAUGGACAGGAUCCGCCAGCCCACUGCCCUGACCCACGCCUGCAAUGGCCUCUGGACGGAGAUCACCGGGAAGGUCUCCAUCAAAAGCCCAAUGAGGAGAGAUGUUCCCCAUAAAGCUGACGUUUUGCCAGCUGAUGAUGUGAGCAAGGAUUCUUCCUGA
Messenger RNA from Haliaeetus leucocephalus (bald eagle), 1410 nucleotides. RefSeq names its product V-set and immunoglobulin domain containing 8 (gene VSIG8). The coding region runs from base 1 to 1410 and encodes 469 amino acids. NCBI's taxonomy places the organism in Eukaryota, Metazoa, Chordata, Aves, Accipitriformes, Accipitridae. The record is from RefSeq and is a predicted model, not a curated record. The transcript has 11 exons. Gene Ontology annotation, cellular component: intracellular anatomical structure.